This is a messenger RNA of Ziziphus jujuba (common jujube), 968 nucleotides long. RefSeq names its product expansin-A7. The coding region runs from base 27 to 809 and encodes 260 amino acids. Lineage: Eukaryota; Viridiplantae; Streptophyta; Magnoliopsida; Rosales; Rhamnaceae. Gene Ontology annotation, biological process: plant-type cell wall organization. Gene Ontology annotation, cellular component: extracellular region. The transcript has 3 exons. The record is from RefSeq and is a predicted model, not a curated record.
AAGAAGCUCUCUACUCUGAGGACUUGAUGACGACCAUGGCUUCUUUUAUUUAUUCAUGGCGCUUCACCUUCAUGUUCAUGGCAAUCAUGGUUAGAACAGUAUUUGCAAUGCCCAUUUACAGACCAAGUCCUUGGGCACAAGCCUAUGCUACGUUUUAUGGUGACGAAACUGCGUCUGAGACCAUGGGAGGUGCUUGUGGGUUUGGAAACUUGAUUACCAAUGGUUAUGGAACAGAUACAGCAGCAUUGAGCUCCACGUUAUUCAACAAUGGAUUUGCCUGUGGAACUUGUUACCAGAUAAGAUGUACUCGUGCCAAACAAUGCUACAACACUUUCACCACCGUCACCGCCACCAAUCUCUGCCCACCGAAUUGGUCCAAGGACUCCAAUGCCGGUGGCUGGUGCAACCCACCUAGGGUUCACUUUGACAUGUCCAAACCUGCUUUCAUGAAGAUUGCUGAUUGGAAGGCUGGCAUUGUACCUGUUUACUACCGCAGAGUACCAUGCAUAAGGAAUGGAGGGGUGAGAUUCUCAUUCCAAGGAAAUGGGUAUUGGCUGUUGGUUUAUGUGAUGAAUAUUGGAGGAGGAGGUGAUAUUGCAAGCAUGUGGGUCAAAGGGAGCAAAACAGGAUGGAUAAGCAUGAGCCACAACUGGGGAGCUUCAUACCAAGCAUUUGCAACACUAGGUGGCCAAUCUCUUUCUUUCAAGAUGACUUCCUAUACAUCCAAAGAGACUAUCAUAGCUUGGGAUGCUGCUCCUCCAAAUUGGCAAGUAGGAUUGACUUACAAGGCAAAUAUCAAUUUCCAUUGAUAUUUAAAUUAAAAACAAUUUUAAUAUUACUCUUCUUUAACGUCUUCUUUUCUUUUCAAGCUUUGAGGCAGUAAGGCCCUCUUACCUUUGAUUUUUGUUUGACAGCAAUUUGCUUGUUUUAUAAACCAUCUUAAUCACCUAAUAUGUACUUUUGAUCAC